AAAACCCACGCUGAGACUGAGGGAAGGAAACAUAUACGCUGACAAACCUUAACUUGCACCCAAGGGACCCCUAUAGGCACCUACAAUCUCAGCCCAACACAGCAGAAGGUGGGACCAUGAAGACUGUGGUGGCUCUGCUGCUGCUCUGUCUGUGUGAUCCUGGACAGGGUGACUGCCAGGCAGACUGCAUGUCCUGCAGCAACAUCCUGCCCAAACAGCUCAGUUUCAACACACUGGUGUGUCUCACUGAGUGCGAAGCUAAAGUCUCCCCAGCCUUCUCCUGGGACUUCUGUCGUAAGCUGCUGUCAUCGCCAAUCUUCUCUUUCACUGAUACCCUGCGGAAAAGAUCUCAGGAGGAGGUGGAGGCCCUGUUUCCUGAGGAGGAGCAAGUGGAAGGAGGACUACUGCUGCCCUUUGCAAUGCAGAGGUUCGAUCACGUGGCUCGGGCACUUGGGGUGGACCAGAAGGAUCUGGGUGGCAAGGGUAGUCAGCUGAACACUGCCUACAAUUCCCAGGAGGCCCUUUCUCUUGAGGAUGAGAAUGAUGAGGAGGCAGGGCAGGAAGAAGGGGCUGCUGACAUGGCAGCAAGAGGACAGAGUGAUGUAGGGCUAAAUGUCUCCAAGAGGUUCGGCGGCUUUGUCAAAGGCAGGCACGGCUACAGGAAGCAGAUGUAUCCAGGAAGAUCGUACCAGAAGAGGUAUGGCGGUUUUAUUGGCAUUCGGAAGUCAGCCCGCAAGUGGAACAACCAAAAACGUUUCAGCGAGUUGCUGAAACAGUAUCUGGGGAUGAGCACUAAGGCCACUGAGUUUAACAGCAUGUCAGAGGACCUCACCCGACAAAAUGAAGUCUAACAGAGUGCACCUUUACGCCACUGACAUCAAACUAUUUCCUGAUGUAUUUUCACUGAUCAUGUUUUGUAUUUCAUCGACAUGUCAAAACUUAACUGGUGUCACCAAAGUUGACCUAUUGAAUCUAAUAAUAAUAAUAAGUAAUUUACCAAAAAGUGAAAACUAAGCCCGUAUUCUAUAACUCCUAUUGCAGGCCUCUUUGUCUCAGGACAUAAGAAUUGCCGUUUUUGUUUUCCAUCCCUUUUAAAUAUGAUACAAACAAUUUUCCUGUAAUUAUGAGAACUUCUUCUAUAAACCGAAUCACAGUGAUGUCGCACCAACACAACAAUCACUUCCGGGUAGACAAA
Molecule: messenger RNA, 1195 nt
Organism: Sander lucioperca (pikeperch)
Lineage: Eukaryota; Metazoa; Chordata; Actinopteri; Perciformes; Percidae
Gene: pnoca
Product: prepronociceptin a
Exons: 3
Coding region: 117-851 (244 amino acids)
Biological process (GO): chemical synaptic transmission; neuropeptide signaling pathway; sensory perception
Cellular component (GO): neuronal cell body; axon terminus; dendrite
Molecular function (GO): opioid receptor binding
Source: RefSeq, a predicted model, not a curated record